UAUUGAAUCGCUUUCGAUGCCUGCCCAAAGCCAUAGCACCGAGAAGUGCGCGUAUUUUCCUUGUGACAAGAAACCGUUGGAAAAAUGUGUGCGUAGUGAAACAUCCUUCCUCGCGUAAUCGUAUGUGUCGGUAGUCCGUGCGAAGUUAGUCCAAUCAAUUUUGACGUAUUUUCUAAAAAAUUAACAAAACACCAUGGAUAAGAGAAAAAUGUCCACUUCUGGGGAUUCCCUAUAUCAAAUUUUGGAUAUCCCUAAGACAGCAACGCCUGAAGAAAUAAAGAAAACUUACAGAAAACUAGCGCUUAAAUAUCAUCCUGAUAAAAAUCCAAAUAAUCCUGAAGCGGCGGAGAAGUUUAAGGAAAUAAAUAGAGCGCACGCCAUAUUAACGGAUUUAACAAAACGCAAUAUAUACGAUAACUAUGGAUCUCUUGGCUUAUACGUUGCCGAGCAAUUUGGAGAAGAAAAUGUUAACGCUUACUUUGUUGUAACUUCAGGAUGGUGCAAAGCACUACUUGUAUUGUGUGCAAUAAUCACCGCUUGUUACUGUUGUGCCUGUUGUUGUUGUUGCUGCAACUGCUGUUGUGGGAAAUGCAAACAGGCACCUCCUGAAGACAGUGGUACAUACCAUAAUUUACAGCGGGACCAGAAUCCGGAAGUCGAUGUUGUGACAAGUCAACCCUUAAAGUUCUCAAAGGAGGAAGAAAGUGACGAAGAACCAGUGACCGUUCAACCUCAGGGUGGCGCAUCGCAGGGUGCAACUUCUAAUCCCCAACAAGUCUUUGCCAUGCCACCACCUCCAUCUUCAGCACCAGCGAACGAGAGUACGAACUUGAACAGUGGCGGAGAUCGUGUGAUUUAUACUACCGCUGCUUCGACGAAUCCUUUCAUAGCAUCAACAACUGGAGUAAACAGUGGUACAGGAUCAACUAAAUGGUAGUCGGCCAUUGACUAAGAGAAAGAAAACUACUGAUUAAUAGCUACAUUGCGAUAGAUCAUGAUGAUGAUGAUGAUGAUGAUGAUGAUGAU
Vespula pensylvanica (western yellowjacket) is the source of this 1026-nucleotide messenger RNA. Its product is annotated as dnaJ homolog subfamily C member 5-like. Gene Ontology annotation, biological process: regulation of neuromuscular synaptic transmission. The record is from RefSeq and is a predicted model, not a curated record. The transcript has 7 exons. The coding region runs from base 194 to 937 and encodes 247 amino acids. Gene Ontology annotation, cellular component: type Is terminal bouton. Lineage: Eukaryota; Metazoa; Arthropoda; Insecta; Hymenoptera; Vespidae.